GGUGUUGGGUUAGGAGUGAGGUUAGCCUCGGGUAAAAUGAAACCGAAACCUAAGCGUAGUUACUUGAGUUCGGGCUCUCAUAGUGAAAACAUUAAGCAUCACACAGAGCUGCUGAACAGAAAUUGGUUCGACAUGUCUCCAUCUGGUUCAACUAAGGGUGAAAGUAGUGGUCUAAACCAGCACUAUGAAGAGAAGGUCCGUCCAUGCAUUGACCUAGUAGACUCUCUGAGGGCAUUAGGUGUUGAAAAGGACCUGAACCUGCCUGCUAUUGCUGUCAUCGGUGACCAGAGCUCAGGAAAGAGUUCAGUGCUGGAAGCCCUGUCUGGAGUGGCGCUCCCUAGGGGAACAGGUAUUGUGACACGCUGUCCUCUUGUACUGAAACUGAAGAAAAUUACAAAGGACAAAAGCUGGCAUGGAUUGCUGACAUAUAAUGAUAAAAUAAGGGAACUUAAGGACCCAGCAAAAAUUGAGAAAGCUGUCUUAAAUGCUCAGACUGCAUUGGCUGGAAUAGGCGAAGGGAUCAGCCAUGAAAUGAUCACUCUGGAGAUCCAGUCAUGUGAUGUUCCUGACCUCACUCUCAUUGACCUGCCAGGUAUUGCUAGAGUCGCCACUGGCAACCAGCCAGAAGACAUUGAGAAACAAAUAAAAAGUCUCAUUGAGAAGUUCAUCAAAAGACAAGAGACCAUCAGCUUGGUUGUGGUUCCUGCAAACAUUGACAUCGCCACCACCGAGGCUCUGAAGAUGGCAUCCACAGUUGAUCCAACUGGACAAAGGACUUUAGGUAUUCUGACUAAACCAGAUUUAGUGGACAGAGGAAUGGAGGACACGGUGGUCCGAACAGUCAAUAAUGAAGUGAUACCCCUGAAGAAGGGCUACAUGAUAGUCAAGUGUCGAGGUCAGCAAGACAUCAAUGACAAGCUUGGUCUGGUUGAAGCUCUGGAAAAAGAAAGAAGAUUUUUUGAUGAAAAUGUUCAUUUCAGGUCACUUCUUGAAGACAGAAAAGCUACAAUACCCCUGCUUGCAGAAAGACUCACAAAAGAAUUGGUUGAACACAUUGCUAAAAAUCUGCCACAGCUGCAGAAUCAGCUUGAGAUGAAAUUAGAGAAGACGUCUGCUGAUCUUAGAGGACUGGGAGAUGGUGUUCCUCUUGAUAAAAACGAGAAGAGCAAUUUUCUGAUAAUGAAAAUUCGCCAGUUUAAUGAUGUUCUUGAAAGAGUUCAGAUGGCAGAAGAGGAUGUUGAAAAACCAAACACAAGGGUCUUCUCCAAAAUCAGAAGUGAAUUUGUCAAAUGGAAACGCAUCCUGGAUUCCAAAGCCAUUAAGACGGAGGAAACCCUCAGAGAUGAGGUACAGGAGUAUGUAAAGACACGCAGGGGAAAGGAGCUUCCUGGAUUUGUGAACUACAGAACCUUCGAGAACAUUGUCAAGAAACAUAUUGCGGAGCUUCAUGAACCUGCUUUAAAGCUGCUCAAAGAUGUUACAGACAUUGUUCACUCCAGUGUUGACCAUAUUGUUAAUGCUCAUUUUAGCUCCUUCUCGCCACUGAUGAGGGCUGCAAAAGACCCAACUGAAGAUUUCCUCCAUGAGCAGUUUCAGAGGGCUGAGGAAAAAAUACAUUCUCAGUUUAGGAUGGAGAAGAUUGUCUACUCUCAAGACGAUCUUUACAGUGACCAGCUAACCACUGCAAAAAAUACUUUAAGAGGUUAUGGUCUGCAGUCACCCAAUGUCAGUGCAGAUGUACGGGAGAUGGCAUACCAUCUCACCUCCUAUUUAACGAUUGCAUGUGAACGUCUGGCUAACCAGAUUCCACUGAUAGUCCAGUAUCACAUGCUGAACCAGUACAUCUCUCAGCUUCAGAAUGCAAUGCUUGGCCUUAUUGGAAAGAACAGUCCAGGAAUGCUGCUCUGUGAAGAUUCUGGUGUUGCCCGUAAAAGAAAAGAUCUGAAAGAGCGACUGGAGCGCCUCAAGAGUGCAGGAAGAGUCCUGUCUAAGUUUGUGCAUUCUGCAUAAGGUCACUGGUUUAAGUCCUGGCUGGGUGUGUGACACUCGAAAACACUACAAAUUGCUGUAAAUCCCAAAUGUUAAAACAUUGUAUCCCUUUUGUUCUACUGCAUGUUACUGGUCUUAUUGUGAGUGGUUUAUUUACUGUUACUAUAUUGUUGUUUUAAAAAAUGCAUUUUACCUAAUAAUUCUUAAUUAAAUUGUCAGAAUAUAAACUGUUGAUAAACCAAAUAAUUUGUCUUAUUAGAUCCUGAUGAAUCGCUAUGAAUGAAUAUUAAAUAAACUUAAACACAGCAUG
This is a messenger RNA of Danio rerio (zebrafish), 2299 nucleotides long. Lineage: Eukaryota; Metazoa; Chordata; Actinopteri; Cypriniformes; Danionidae. The record is from RefSeq and is a predicted model, not a curated record.